AGGGGAAGGGGGCUGUGUGUUCCGGUCACGACAGCCCUCCUUUCUUUUCCUGGAGUUGGAAAUCCUUCCUGAUUCCCCCCCCCCAUCCCUUUCCUCUUCAAAAGAAAUGAGCCUGGAAGCCCCGAAACCGAAAGCUGAACCUGGUGCUGGGGGGAAAGAUGCUGCAGAAGAAGGAGGAUGCAAAUUUGCCCCGGGAGAAAUCUUCCAACCUGAGCCCUGCCUUGAGGAGUUGGGGCAAUUUGGAGAAGGCACACAGCUAAAAGAAGAGCUGGGCUCCUCCCUCCCAGCUUCCAGUUUGUCCAUCAUGCAGCCCACGGCAGAGACGGCUGAUGAAUUAGAAAUCAUUGAUGAACUGAUUAAGGAAGAUGGCUUCGAGGUGGAUCCUGUCUCGCUUCCCCCCAGGGUCUCGCUUAACGGGCCAGCCGAGCUGAUCCCCAAACGCUCCAACUUAGCAUCACCAGCCGGAAUGCCGAGACCAGCUGAGCCGAUGGGCAUGAGCCUGCUGCGGCCCUACGGCUCCACCUUCUCAGCCUCUUGCGCGCUGCGAGACCCGUCUCCUUCCCAGCUCUCUCAGAACCUUAACAACUUGACGCUAAGGCCCCAGCUGGUUCCAAGGGGGACGUCCCUGCCGUUGCUGCCUAGUAGCCGAUGCUCUGAUGACUCGUGGCCCCCUCUCCCCUCUUCCCUGCGCCCAGGGAUGUCCCGAGAGCAGUUGGACGACGUCAUCCAGGAGCCACCCAGGCUGGUGAUCACGGAGCAGCCCAAGCAGAGGGGCAUGCGUUUCCGUUACCAGUGCGAAGGCAGGUCGGCUGGAAGCAUCUUGGGUGAAUUCAGCACCGAGACCAACAAAACUCUGCCGACCAUUGAGCUGCAGAACUUUGCAGGCAUCCCAGAAGCAAAGGUGACAGCAUGCUUGGUGUGGAAGGAUUGGCCUCACCGGAUCCACCCUCACAGCCUGGUGGGGAAAGACUGCAACAAUGGUCUCUGCGAAGUGACACUGAAGCCCCGAGCCAACCCCAAGCACAGUUUUAACAACCUUGGGAUCCAGUGCGUGAAGAAGAAGGACAUAGAGGAAUCCAUAGAGAAAAAGCUGCAACUUGGGAUCGAUCCUUUCAAAGCUGGCUCAUUAAAAAAUCACCAGGAGGUUGACAUGAACGUGGUCAGGAUUUGUUUUCAAGUCUCAUACCAAGAUUGCACAGGGAAGACGCGGCACCUCAGCCCUGUUCUUUCAGAACCCAUCUUUGACAAGAAAUCCACAAACACGUCGGAGCUGAAAAUCUACCGGAUGAAUAAGGAGUAUGGCAGCUGUACGGGCGGAGAGGAGCUCUAUUUGCUGUGUGAUAAAGUCCAGAAAGAAGACAUCUCCAUCAUCUUUCGAAGGGACAAGUGGGAGGGGAAAGCUGACUUUUCACAAGCCGAUGUUCACCGGCAGAUUGCCAUUGUCUUCAAGACGCCACCGUACCAGCACCUUGACAUUGUGGAGCCAGUGGAGGUGGAGGUAUACCUCCGCCGUUUGACGGACAGCGUCUCCAGCGACCCCUUCAACUUCACCUACCUGCCAAAGGACAACGACACUUACCGGGUCAACAAAAAAAGGAAGCAAGGCAUGCCCGAUGUCCUAGAGGAGCUCUCUGGCCCAGACCCUCACGGGAUCGAAGCCAAAAGGAAGAGAAAGAAGCCAGGCUACAUGGACCAUUUCAACUUGACUCCGUCCGCAGAUGGCUCCUUGACCGGUUCGGAAGACAGGAAUAGCCUGAGCAACUUGGAGCGUAUCACCGUGCCGGACCUGUUUGAGGACUACAACCUGGGCCAAGACUUCUCUUCCUACAACGGCCCUACCUUGAGUGAUAUCCUGCUGCCAGCUGCUAUGGACUUCCCAGAUUCCGCAGAACAAGAGUUCCUGCUGGAUGCUUAUUCCAUCCACUCUGGCAUCUCGGCCCCCUUCCCGUUCCCUGUGGAUUGUGACCCAGAGGGCACGGCCAGUUUGGUGGGGAGCAGCAUGUUCCCCAGCCAGUACAAGGAGGCCGAAGCGCGACUGGAGAUGGAGACCAAGCUCAAGUCAACAGACAGCGCUGCAACCUUGUGAAGGAGCGUGGGCCCACCGUGGCCUGGGAGGGAAGGGGCCUCGCUCCCCAUUUUGAAUCUUACCGGUAGCAGAGAGAUCCCUGGGCAAAGCAAACGGGGAUGUUUUCCUUACUGGCAAAUUGAAGAGGGGAAAAUUACAUUGAUCUCAAUCAGGGAUCCUCGAUAGGCGUCCCUUAGGGAGAGAAGACAUGGCGUGAAUGGAAGGAAGGAAGAUUGCACUAAUAACUGAAUUGCAGGGGAGGGAAGUGCCCUCAGUGUUAGUCCCCUGCUUUGGCUUCCUAGUUUCUCUUCCUCAGUUUUCCCCAUCUGUAAAAUCGGGUCAACAACACUGACUUGUUCUGCUAGGGCAAAAAUGCCCGACUAGCAAAUGUAGUCUUGUUAGUUUCGUGGGUGUACCCCUAAGGCCUUUUCCUCCGCUUGAAGAUUUAUGCCGAUCUGUCGUGGAACAUUUUGUACUUCGGAUUCUUUUUGCAAAGUCCACGCACACUGCAAUAGCUAAUGGGUGGCCUUGUGUUUUGAAGUAGCUCAGGUGCUGAUCUAACAUAGAUACCUAGUGGUAUAUUCCAGAAGGACAUGUCUUUCAAUACAUUUAUGAAGUCAUAAGACUUAGCUGUUGGUCCACCUGGUGUUGCCCUAACAGUGACACUCCUGGUUUUUCUCUUUAGCUGCUGCAGAUACCUAUCUAGAGGUGCCAAGGAUUGAAUGUGUGACUGCUCACAUGCGGUGAAUGUACUUUUUCUCUAAUGCGGACUUAUAACCUCUCCCUCUCAUCUUCUCUGUGCGAAGCCUCUUGGGGCUGAAAGCUUGCACCACUUUUAAACAGUGCACUUGAGGCUGUCUGAUGCGGCUAGGUCCAGAGAAAACAGACAGCAUUACAAACCAGGAUAUUGUCCGGUCGGAGGCUGUGCUUCUCUUCCCCCUAUAUAGGCUACAACAUGUCACUAGCAUGGAAGUGCUAUGUGGUACAUCAAAAUAUUUUUUAAAUGUCCAUGCCACUAGGCAGGGGUAUUGUUGAGCUGAGGAGGAAAUUUGCUCACAGUAAAAAAAUUGGUGAGCACCUAACAUUGUUGUGCAUUUCAGAAUGUUUCUUGUAACUGCAGAUCCUCGUACCCCUGCCUACUGGCCAGCCAGAAUCUUGCUGAGCUCUUUCAUGGUUGCUAAAGGUUUCUUAAGGCAUUGCCCAGGCACUUGUCAAGCCUAUCUGUCCAGCCUUAGGGCCUAGACAUUUAGGGUGCUUCCAAAAAAGGACUUAAUGCUUUGAAUGGGUCACCGAGAUAUCGCAAACAGGUCGUUGGCAACCAUUUUUGUUUUUCUGUUUAACUUCUUUGGGUUUUCCCUGCAAAGGGGAAAUCCAGAUUUAAUGGAGGGGAGGGGAGAAAAAGGCUGGCGUUGUGAUGACAGAAAAACAACAAAGCAUGUGUUAAGGAGCGAGUAUUAUAGGCCUUGACUUGACUCUAGCGUCCUGAGUGUAAAUUUUUGACAUUCGGAACCAGAAAGCCACGGUGUGUUGUUCCUAACGGGUUGCAUUGUAACUAAAUCCUAGUCAGAGUAGACCCACUGGAAAAUAAUGGGCCUAAGUUAGUCAAGUGUAUUAAUUUAAAUGGGUCUUCUCCAGUGCUAUUUUUCUAGAAAAAGAAGGGCUGGAACUCACCAAUGGGCGCCUCCCUCAUUCUCUUAGAAUGGUAAUGGCGCCCUCCUGAGAGGUGCCAGAUCUGAGUUCUGGUGAGUUCUGACUGAAAAAAACCCCUGGUCUUCUCUGAGUGCAACUGACCUUGAAUACAACCCAAGGUGACCUUGAUCUUGACAUUGCAGGUCCUUAGCUGCUACCAGCAAAAGGGGUGUGACCUUUCUAAAAAAGCUCACCCUUGGAAACAGAAUAGAUCCCUAGAAAGAGGACAGCACCAUAGAUAGCUUCCCCUUGCCUUUUUCUCCUUUUUGGCAAUGAAACUGUUCCUAGGCACCAUUCUGAAUUUAGAAGACAUUGCCACCUCCUCAGUACUGGCAAAUGGUUUUUGUCGCAUUCUCCCAUCUUCAGGUUUCUUCCUGCUUCUGUAACUUUAAAACCAAAUGUUGCCUAAGGUUAAAGGUUGAAGUAGCUGAAAGGAUUUUGAUGUUGUUAUAAUAAGAUAAAAACACAACCACUUGAUUUCCAACCCCAUGGUCACAUAAUCACUCUUUAAAAAAGCAUUUCAAGGCGUGUAAAGAAAAUAAAUCUUCAAAAGCUGUCACAGAAUCUGUAACCAGGCAGGGAGAAUAAUUUAUACGUCUUGGGAUGGUGGUAAUGUUGGAUGGGUCCUUUUGAACAAAGUACUGUACCUUCUCUGGGCUUACCUUUCAAAUGUAUGCAUUAUUAUCGGCUUAAUUUUAGCCCUAUAACCUGUUUUCUGUGCCAAGGCUGAGCCCUGGAAAGAUGUGAAGUAUUAAUAAAACAGGCACUGCUUCCGAUUGUG
Podarcis raffonei (Aeolian wall lizard) is the source of this 4535-nucleotide messenger RNA. It is a transcript of the gene RELB, whose product is annotated as RELB proto-oncogene, NF-kB subunit. The transcript is spliced from 12 exons. Gene Ontology annotation, biological process: innate immune response; inflammatory response; canonical NF-kappaB signal transduction. Gene Ontology annotation, molecular function: RNA polymerase II cis-regulatory region sequence-specific DNA binding; DNA-binding transcription factor activity, RNA polymerase II-specific. The record is from RefSeq and is a predicted model, not a curated record. Lineage: Eukaryota; Metazoa; Chordata; Lepidosauria; Squamata; Lacertidae. Gene Ontology annotation, cellular component: cytoplasm. The coding region runs from base 107 to 2086 and encodes 659 amino acids.